Molecule: messenger RNA, 1578 nt
Organism: Dissoconium aciculare CBS 342.82
Lineage: Eukaryota; Fungi; Ascomycota; Dothideomycetes; Mycosphaerellales; Dissoconiaceae
Product: kinase-like protein
Exons: 2
Biological process (GO): protein phosphorylation
Cellular component (GO): cytoplasm
Molecular function (GO): ATP binding; protein serine/threonine kinase activity
Source: RefSeq, a predicted model, not a curated record
AUGGCUGCAAGGACCUUGGCUCAGGUCGCUCCCACGGCGGAUACAAUUGCUCUGAACGCCUACAUUUACGGCUACGGCGGACACUCUCUAGUGACACCUCACGCAGCUUUGAAACUUCUCUGGUGGACGGAAGAACGCAUCAACCUCAAAGUCGAUCGCGCCUUCGUCUUGUCCAAGCUACGCGGACAAGAACGUGACUUCCUUGACCAGACCGUUGGUUUUGGCGAAGCGGGCGGAGUCAAGAGCGACGCCGAGUCGGUUGAUGUGCUGGGUAGCCUGACCAGUGAGACUUACUUGAGCUGGAUCCUGACCCGAGCUCGACGACUGUUUCUCAUCCUUACAGAGGUUGGUGUACCUGAUCAAAUUUUCGGUUGCAUCGACGAUUUAUGGGACGACGACGAUCUGCCUCUCACAAUGGAUAGCAUCAAAAAGAUGGAGCUCACGAUCGAUGACGACCCUGUGUUGGAAAAGAAGGUCUACGACACUCAAUUCAUCUAUCUUCUCAGAGAACUCAAAAAAGGCAACCAUAUCGAUUAUGAUUCGCGCGAGCACAUUCCUCUCGAGCACGUCGAUCAAAUCCCACCUGCUGUCAGUGUACAGGAGUAUGGCGGACGUGUUCACUUUCCAGCUCGGCCAGAUCAAGUCUUCAUGCGGCGAAAGAUUAUCCUCAGAGAAAAGGGUUCGGAGGAAAACGACAUGGAAAUCUUCAAACAGGACGUACUUCACGCCCAAGCGCUUGCUCAUCCGAAUAUCGCUCCAGUAUUUGCAUCUUACACCUCUGGCGAUGCUGGCUUUGUUCUCUCCAACUUUGUGGUUGAGCACACUCUGGCGACCUUUUGCGAUCAUCGCACGCCUCCUUCGUUCAUGCGCGUCAGCGCCUCCAAACGACCAGUACUGUUACAGCAGUGGAUGCUCUCAUUAGCGGACGCACUUGCGUACCUCCACGACAACGCUGAGGCACACACUGCAAUAUGUCCAUCGAAUAUUUGGAUCGAUCGAGACAAUCACAUCGUAUUUGCGGACUUGGGCAGCUUGAUUACGUUCCGCAAGGCGAAGAAAAUCAACAAUACAGAACUCUAUGAUUAUGCUGCGCCGGAGUCGAUAUCUCGGCAAGGUUCCGCUUCACAAUCACUCGUCAACGUCCCUUCCGUUGUAGAGCCCUCGCCAGCUCCACAAUCGGACGCGUCUUCCUCGUCGAAUCUCUUUGAUCCCAACCAAGCCGACAUCUUUUCUCUUGCUUGCAUCUACCUUAACAUUAUCACAUUCAUGGUUGAGGGCAAACUCACAGAGUUUGUCCGCUUCCGCUCAUACGCACUCAAUGCUUUCAAACAGCGGCGUUACCGCACUGAUCAGAGCUUCCACUCGGAUGCAGAUAUAUUGAGCAACUGGAUCACUCACCUGGGAACUGCAUGCGAAGGAAAAAUCGCGUCAGAGGAGACUGCUGGCACCAAGGAAUCGGUAGCUGUGUGGAAAAAGGUGCCGGCACUAUUGGACCUGGUCGGCCGCAUGUUGAACCACGACGCCGCAUCGCGUCCGCCGGCUGACGAAGUCCAGCGCACCAUUGAGAACAUCCUUAAA